Durio zibethinus is the source of this 2145-nucleotide messenger RNA. Its product is annotated as GDSL esterase/lipase At5g14450-like. The record is from RefSeq and is a predicted model, not a curated record. Gene Ontology annotation, molecular function: hydrolase activity, acting on ester bonds. Lineage: Eukaryota; Viridiplantae; Streptophyta; Magnoliopsida; Malvales; Malvaceae.
UUGUAAUAAAAACUGGAGGCCUAAUGCAACGUUUAUGAAUUUACCAGUAACAAAAGUAAACUGAAUUUAUUUACCAAUAGUUUUUAAAAUUUUUUUAGUUACCGUGCGUUACAGUAAUCUAAUUCAGACUUGCUGGAGGCUCCCUCAACUCCCUCCAAAGACACUGAUUUUGUUGGAGGCAAUCAAGCAACGAAGAAGCAACAAGCAAGCAAUGCAACGGUAACAAUUCAAACCAUCCAAAGGCAGUCCAAAUCAAUGCAGCAAAUUCAGGAAUUAGACAAAAGAUUCGUCUCAUGAGAAAGAAAGUAAUGGUAAAAAAUUCCAACAGUUAAUAGAGUGCGGGCAUGAACCAUAACAACUAAACUACUGGUUCAAUAUUAACAUAUGUUAAAUCCAUUGUUUAUUAGAUUUGAUAUACAUUACAUACCUUUUAUAUCAGUCAACCUGUUGUGUUUACAUUCUGUUAUAAAUAGAGACGAGCAAGAACAACCCGAGCCUAUGGUUAGUCUUUUACAAAAACCCUAAACUUCUUCGGAUUUUAGUCAAAAACUUCAGUAAAAGUGAUUUUUUUCCCCAAGUGUCCACUACGUGCUAGUUAGUAGUGCUAGUAGUCCGAGAAUUUAGCUACGGCAACUUGUUUGCUAAAAGAUCUGAAAAAACCAGUAUGGAAGGGGCAAUACCCAGUACUGGUACCAGUAGGGGACUGGAGACUGGUUGGGCUUUAAGAAGGGGCGUAAGAACUGUUACAAUAACAGCCUUGUUGGCUGUUGCAUUCUCUCUUUUAUUGCUUAGUGGAAAGCAAAGGAAUCUUGGUCAAUCCACUGGUUGUGAUUUUCCUGCCAUAUUCAACUUUGGUGAUUCCAAUUCUGACACGGGCGGAAAGUCUGCUGCAUUCCACCAAAUUCCUUGGCCUAAUGGCAUUACCUUCUUCCAAAAACCAACAGGGAGAUAUUGCAAUGGAAAACUGAUUAUUGACUUUAUAGCUGAGAAAUUGGGACUGCCAUAUUUGAGUGCGUAUCUGGACUCAAUUGAUGCAAAUUUUCGACAUGGAGCUAAUUUUGCUACAGGAGGGUCUACAAUUCAGCCACUAGAUGUCAGAACGUUUAAGCAAGGGUUUAGCCCCAUUUCUCUUGAAAUACAACUUUCGCAAUUUGAACGGUUCAAAGAACAAGCAAAUGAGCUAUACAAAGAAGGUGUGAAUUCAAACAUCAAAAGCAAGCUUCCAAAACCUGAGGACUUCUCACAAGCACUAUACACAUUUGAUAUUGGACAGAAUGAUCUUGAUGCUGCAUUUAAGUCAAUGACAGUGAAACAGGUUGCGGAAUUAGUUCCGGGAACUAUCAACCAGUUGGCUCAGGCUGUAAAGCGACUACACCAACAAGGAGCAAGAACAUUCUGGAUACAUAACACAGGUCCAAUAGGGUGUUUGCCCUUCCAGGUUCUAGAUUUUCCUCCACAAACUGAAAAUGUGGAUCAAAAUGGCUGCAUAAGGUCUCAUAAUGAAGUUGCCCAAGAAUUUAACAGGCAGCUUAGAGAGAGAGUUAUCCAUCUGAGGAUGCAACUGCCAGAUGCAGUACUGACUUACGUUGACAUUUACUCAGCUAGAUAUUCUUUAAUUUCUGAAGCAAAGAAGCAUGGAUUUGGAAAUCCGCUUACAUAUUGCUGUGGGCAUUAUCCGGACAUCCUGUGCUGGAGGAAGACAAUAGUGAAUGGAACGGAAAUUUUGGGGACUUCAUGCAGCAAUCCUUCAGCUUAUAUAAGUUGGGAUGGCAUUCAUUAUUCCCAUGCCGCAAAUCUGUGGAUAGCUAACAAGGUUCUUAAUGGAUUGUUUUCAGAACCUCCAACUCCCAUUACGGAAGCAUGCCGCAUACCUCUUCAUUUGUAAUUCUACGCCCCAAGCUGCAGUAUAGGUCACAGUAUCCUGCAACGAAAAAGUACAAGUACUUUCUAAGUGUUCAUCGUUGUUUUGUUGUUUUCUCUCUCCCUUCUUUCAUCUGUUUAGUAAGAAAAUUGCAUUUAGAAUAACCAUUAAACAAAUUUGAAUGUCUAUGUUAUAGCUAAAAAAUUUAUCAAGGCUGGCUGAUUUUAUUGUGUUCUCGUCUGCACUCAAGAUCAGCUCUUUUUAAGGCUAAACUGGAAGUAAGG